This is a messenger RNA of Aspergillus steynii IBT 23096, 384 nucleotides long. RefSeq lists its product as uncharacterized. The record is from RefSeq and is a predicted model, not a curated record. The transcript has a single exon. Lineage: Eukaryota; Fungi; Ascomycota; Eurotiomycetes; Eurotiales; Aspergillaceae. The coding region runs from base 1 to 384 and encodes 127 amino acids.
AUGUCUGAAUUCAUGGAUCAGUCGACCAAGGGCACCCAGCCCAUGUUCCCAACGGGCAGCGAGGAUUACCGUCCUUCUGCCGAGCCUCACAUCAACACGUCUCGGGCUUUGGACCCUCACACCUCCAUUGAAGACUACAGCCGGGUGAUGCUACAGUAUACUCAGAACCGGAUGUCUGGUUUCGCUCGCCUGGACGAUGACAAGGGGUCGUCCGGGAGUCGCAGUGGCAGCGACACUGGAAACGAAAGCGGCGACUCUGCCAGUGGCGUGCUGGCACGUCAAGCCGAUGGCCGCAACUCCACCGCUCGUUCUAGCAGCGCCUCCCUUAGCAACCCCCCUCUCAGCAAUGGAGAGAAACUCAACUCAAUCAAGGACCAACCCUAG